AUGGCAAUGGCAUAUCAAACGAUAUUAGCUGUCCUGAUGGUAAUCACCGGCUCGUUUAAUACUCUCUCAGUCAAGUAUGCUGACAAGCAGAUCGUCCCAGGAUCUGAUGGCCAACCAAGACACUUCAAUCAUCCCUUUAUGCAGUCUUCCUUCAUGUUCGUAGGAGAAAUGAUGUGUCUUCUGGUCUUCAAAGUAGCAUUUUGCUAUUACAAUCGUCGAACGGAUGGAUCUGUGGACAACAAUCCACUUACGAAAGGUUCGCGGACUUUCAAUCCAACAGUAUUGGCUAUACCUGCUCUAUGUGAUAUGCUUGCCACCACUGUCAUGUACAUUGGGCUCACUAUGACCUACGCCAGCAGCUUUCAGAUGUUACGGGGAGCAGUCAUUGUUUUCACUGGCAUCUUCUCCGUCGCCUUCCUCAAUAGAGAACUCGGCGUCCGCGAAUGGUCCGGUAUCAGUUUAGUGAUAGUCGGCCUAGGAAUAGUAGGACUUAGCGACAUAGUUACGGGCAAUGCUGAUCACACAAGUGUAAAUUCUGUAAUUACCGGAGAUCUACUUAUAGUCUGCGCCCAGAUCAUCUCGUCUGUUCAAAUGGUGGUAGAAGAAAAGUUUGUAUCUGGUCUGGAUAUUCCACCAUUGCAAGCUGUAGGCUGGGAAGGCAUUUUUGGAUUCCUGGGUAUUUGUCUGGCUAUUGUGCCCUUGAAUUUUAUUCGUGCAGUACCACCCUUCGCUGACAAUUCUAGAGGAACUCUCGAAGAUACCUUGGACGCUUUUGUACAGAUAGGAAAUAGUGGAUAUCUCCUAAUGGCCAUAGUCGGUAUAACCGUGAGCAUAGCCUUCUUCAAUUUCGCUGGUAUCAGCAUCACCAAAGAAUUGAGUGCAACCACUAGAAUGAUACUGGACAGCGUACGUACUAUACUCAUCUGGCUGUUCUCCUUAUUAUUUCGUUGGCAAGCAUUUCAUUAUCUACAGUUGCUGGGAUUCGCUAUACUUCUGAUAGGCAUGUGUUGCUAUAACAACAUUAUAAUUCCUCAAUCGAUAAGGAAGAUCCAGUACCGUCUGGGACGUCAUCGUCAACCAGCCUCCGACGAAGUCAAAGUCAUAAAUACAGCAGCAGAUGAUGUGGAGGAGACACGAUGAGCAUCUUUUUUUCCAAUGGGUCGAGAACUAUAUAAACUUAUUAAUAUCGUUGAGACGUUUUCAUAAGUCAAAUUAUUCUUUUCAUGAUCUCUCCUUAAACUUCGUACACUGAAUUAGAUUCUAAAUUAAUUCUGUUGAAUGAUUUGCUUGUUUCUUUCACUCCUUCUCCUUUAUACACCACAAAAAUAGAUACAGUAAUUAAAAAAAAAAAUAUAUAUAUAUAUAUAUAUAGAAGAAUCACUGGUAAAGUCUUCUGUUUAAAAUUUGUCCGUCAAGAAACAGGUAUCUUUCGCUAUAGAAUAUUAACGUGAAAUGUGAUAUACCUUCAAAGACCGCAUAUAUAUUUUAUUGCAUGAAUUAGAAUUUUAGAAGUUUGAUAAGAGCGAUUAGCGAUAUACAAUUUAAUAUAUCAGUAUUAAUUUUUCUUUUCCCAUCACGGUGCUCUUAAUCGUUACCUUUUAUCUAAUUCUAUUACUUUUUUCCAGAUGCAUUUUCAGCAAUACAAUAAAUCUUUAUUAGAAUCCUUUAAAAGGGAUAAAUACUCGUGUCCUGAAUAUUAUCUAGCAAUGUAAUCAGUCAGAAACUAUACUGUAAUUCAAAGAAAAGAAUAUGUAGGUUAAAAAGAAAACUUAUUUACAUCUGUGUAGAAGGAUGCUAAUUAUGGCACAGAUGAAUUAUACGAAGAGAAAGAACAAUACGAAUAUAUUUAGAAUCUCAUAAUUAUUUUUGUUAUUACUUGAUUGUGAGUGGAGCAUCAAGUUCUGCGUACUGAUAAUAAUCUAUACCGAGAAGUAAUAAGAGGCGCAGAGUGUAUUUUAUUACCGGGUAGUCAACGAGAUUUGUCGUUACAUUGCAAAAGUAGCUAAGGAGAAUAAUAAAGAAAUUUUGAGAUUAAAAA
Cephus cinctus (wheat stem sawfly) is the source of this 2038-nucleotide messenger RNA. It is a transcript of the gene Tango9, whose product is annotated as solute carrier family 35 member F6. The transcript is spliced from 6 exons. Gene Ontology annotation, cellular component: Golgi membrane; intracellular membrane-bounded organelle. NCBI's taxonomy places the organism in Eukaryota, Metazoa, Arthropoda, Insecta, Hymenoptera, Cephidae. The record is from RefSeq and is a predicted model, not a curated record. Gene Ontology annotation, molecular function: pyrimidine nucleotide-sugar transmembrane transporter activity. The coding region runs from base 1 to 1140 and encodes 379 amino acids. Gene Ontology annotation, biological process: pyrimidine nucleotide-sugar transmembrane transport.